This is a messenger RNA of Hippoglossus stenolepis (Pacific halibut), 2371 nucleotides long. Its product is annotated as histone-lysine N-methyltransferase SETDB1-A-like. Gene Ontology annotation, molecular function: histone H3K9 methyltransferase activity. The coding region runs from base 114 to 1673 and encodes 519 amino acids. The record is from RefSeq and is a predicted model, not a curated record. The transcript is spliced from 9 exons. Lineage: Eukaryota; Metazoa; Chordata; Actinopteri; Pleuronectiformes; Pleuronectidae. Gene Ontology annotation, biological process: heterochromatin organization; negative regulation of gene expression. Gene Ontology annotation, cellular component: nucleus.
CAUGUGUUCAGCCACUAGUGGGCAGCAGUGAGCCUAUCCCGUUGUGGUGCAGCGCCAGGAUAAGGCGAAGAAGACGCCGCCAUUGAAAACACGGGAAGCUGGACGAAGUGAGAAUGGAGGAGGACGAGACGAUGAUGAGCAAAGAGGAACUCCGACAGUGGAUCAGAGCGAAGGUAAAAAAGAACGGGCUGCUCCCCCCAGACAUGCUGCAGAAACGCUACGAGCUGCAGUCGCUGCUGGAGAGGAGACAGACGAUGGACGCCAAUCUACUGAAGCUCCAAGAGUCUGUGGCAUCAUGUGAAGCGAUUGUGAGGAAACAGUACUCGUUGCUGGGAUGGGAGUACAGAGACACAGAUUCUGAUGAUGACGAGAGCAGCAGUGGUGGUAGUGGACAUAUUCCUCCAUCUCCCUGUGAGUCAGUUCAAUCUGGGACUCAAGCCCGUCUUUCUCCAGCUGUUACCGGCCAUAGUCCUCUGUUACCAAAGCAACGGGGCAGUAAGAAUCCGCAAAGAAGCAGAAAGCGUUUUCAAAUGAAGGAACCAGUGGUGGUCUUGACCAGACUGCCUGAAUGGCAGAUCCGUGAUUUACGUCCUCCAACACCUCCAAUGUCCACCAGUGAUGAUGAAAGCUUGAGCGAUUCAGAUUCUGAUGACCAAUGGGAACCAGAAAUAGAAUCCAGCGAUUCACAAUGUCAAAGUUAUAACUCUGGGUCAAAAAAGAGGAGGAAAAUUGAUCAAGUGUCCAAGAAAAAACAAGUGACAGGGCAUGAAAGGGACCAAGCCGACACUAAAACUGAUGCCGAUAGCGAUGCAGCAAAAACAUUGAAACCCCAAGCUAAGGAACCAGAGAAUACGGAACAUGAGCAAGGGGAGAAAACCCCAACCAAAGAAUCGUCACCGCCUGCAAACACCAAAGGAGUAAGCUCUGCGUGCGUAGUAACAGCAUUUUGCCAAUCUGAUGACAUCACUAAGGACCCUCCCAGUGUUCCCCAAGCAGAGCUCAGUGUGAACAUGAAAGUCCUGGCCAGGAGGAGGCCCAUGAUCUGGCAACCCGGCAAAAUCGCGGAAAUACAAACAAAGGAAGAUGGGAAGAUGAAAUACAAGGUUAACUUUGUAGAGAAGGGGAAGAGCCUCGUGUCUGCUCACCACAUCGCCUUGGAACAAGUGCCAAGUGUUGAGCAGCUGUUUGUCGGCGCUCGUGUGGUCAUCAAGUGUAAAGUUGACCAGAACUCCUACUCCCCUGGAGUCCUGGCAGAGCUGCCAAGCAGGAAAAACAAAAUGAGGUUCCUGGUCUUUAUUGACGAUCACACUCCGAUCUACGUUCCCUUACAUGGUAUUCACCUAGUGUGCCGACCAUUGUCCCACCCUCUGGACGAUAUUCCAGACGCGACCCACAAGAAUUUCAUGAAGGGCUAUUUGAAUAGCUGGCCAAACCCGCUGCUGACCCACUAUCCGCAGGGAGAGAUCGUCCAAGCGGAACACAACGGCGUCCAGAAGAAGUGUGAGGUGGUGAUGGUCGACAGCAGCUUGAUCCAUGUCCUUUUUCAGGAAGAUCAACACAAGGAGUGGAUCUACCGAGGCUCCAUGCGCUUGAAACACAUGAUUAAUAUGAGGAAGCAGUUGGAGUCGGAAAAGGUGACAAGUAAACAAUCUACCUCAUCCAACCAUAAAUGAACUUCUUCCUCUAAAACAAACCAGGCCGUAUUGGUCUCAUGUACGUUGCCUCACUGGACUCACAGGUGCUAAAGGUUCCUCACUGGCUGUAAUGUCCGGAAACUGUCAAACAUGAAGUGUUUUUGUAUUUAAUUUGUGUUUUUGUGUGUGUGUUUGUGUUUCUGCCUUAAUAAAAAUUGUUUUAUUUUAUUUAAGUUAAUUUGAUUGUUUUAAUGUUAUGAGGAAAGCAUCGGCUGUUUUACAUGUACAUGUACAUAAAAAACUGCGGAAGCUUAUUUUUACCAAGAAAUUAAAAUGUUGGAACAUAUCUUGUGUUAUGAAUUUAACAUUGUGACCUACUACGUAAAAAAACGAUCUGCCAAAAUGUUGAGUUUCUUUUUCUAAAUUAUUGAAAGACCAAACUUUUUACAGACAAGUAAAAUUCAAGACAGCUUAGGGGAAAAGUUGAUACAAAUUUUGCAUCACGUAAAAAGUAUUGACAGAUCCUCCAUCUUAAUCCUACCACUGCGUUUACAGUUUUACUUGUUUUUUUACUCUUUCUUUAUUUAAAUCUGCAAUAACUGUAUUUUUAUAUUUCAGUUUUAUUUGUUAUGUAAUCUUCAAAUUGCGUUUGUUUCCUAUUGUUUGCCUUCAAUUAUUUUAACUUGAAUAUCCCCUUAACCGUUUUGAAAUGUGCCAAAUAAACAGAGUAUUAUUAU